Molecule: messenger RNA, 1511 nt
Organism: Ilex paraguariensis (yerba mate)
Lineage: Eukaryota; Viridiplantae; Streptophyta; Magnoliopsida; Aquifoliales; Aquifoliaceae
Source: the annotation of a GenBank genome assembly
GGAAACAAAGAAGAAAAAGGAAGAAAUUGGAAGAGAGCUCAUAAGAAUUAACAUGUUUUUGGGUUUCUCUCCUGCUUUCACUCACUAUCUAUCUCUCUAUCUCUUUGGGGUAUUUUCUUUUUCUCUUUCUCUUCCUUCCUGCCCAUUAAACAAUGAAAAUGGCAGAUUACCAAUCAUCCUUUCCCCUCUAGAGGAAACACCCAUCAUUGCUCCCAACAAUCCUUUUCAACCUUAGAAACCUGAGCUUCUAAGAUAUCUCUCCGUCCAUUCCUCAUACCCUUCUCUCCUUCCUCUCAAUUUAAAUAUCACACUCUUUACAAUUUUUUUCUCUCCCACCUUUCUCUCACUCAUUCCAAACCAAAUUCCUUUUAUCUCUCUGCAGUUUCUCUCUCAUGAUGGAUCCUUCUUCCACCAACUCUGUCAAUGGCUUCUACUCUUUUCUAACGAGAGGGAUUGAUGAUCUUGAACGUUUCUUUCUCACCAACAACUUCUUGUCAAUCCAAUUCCUCCAGAGAGUCCUCUCACUCCUCCGAUCCUUUCAUACCCAGUUGACCCUUCUUGUUCAAAAACUUCAAUUACCUGUUGGUGAAAAAUGGCUUGAUGAAUACAUGGAUGAGAGCUCCAAGCUUUGGGAAGUCUGUCAUGUCCUCAAGUCUGGCAUAUCCGCCAUGGAAAAUUAUUACUCUGCCGGCUUCAAUAUCACUUCCUCUCUUGAUGGUCAUCGUCAUCUUAGUCCCCAGCUCUCCAGACAGAUCAUCAGGGCAAUUUCAGGGUGUCGAAGAGAAGCAGUUGGAUUGGAGGAAGAGAACAGAGUACUGAUGGAGACAAGAAUUGAACCACUUUCUCUGCGGUUUGAUGAGAAGGUUUCGAUUGAAUCAAAGCUCAAUGGGUUCAAUGGUUUCAGGGGAGUUCUUUAUGCAAUGAGAAAUGUUAGUUCCAAUUUACUCAUGAUCUUGCUAUGUGGGUUGGUAAACUGUUGGCCUGAAUCCAAUUUUCUGAGAAGUGGGUAUGAAGGGUGUUUGUUUUUUGGAUCGGCCUUCAUGAUCUCAACAGCGAGGUUGCAACAAAGAGUGGCAUCUGAGAUUGCCCGGAUCGACGGGCGACCGGGAAUUCUGCUGUAUGAGUUUCGGAGAUCGAAGAUUGCCUUGGAUGAGCUGAGGGGAGAGUUGGAGAGGAGGUGCUCACAGGGGGCGGUUGUGGAGUGGGAAUCAGAGGUUGAAAUGAGAGAGAGUGUGGAGAAUUUGAAGGGUUGUUUUGGGGUGCUGAGAUCUGGGGCUGAGAGUAUCAUUGGCCAGCUUGAUGAUUUCUUUGAUGAAAUUGUUGACGGGAGGAAGAAGCUCUUGGACUUCUGCAGUCACAGGUAGAAAGAUAUUGGGACAUAGUAUAAUGCUUGAAACCCAAAAAAAAAAAAGAGGAGAGAGAAAGAGAGAAAAAUUACAAAGUAGGGCAAGUUGUGGUGGUUUAACUGUUUUUUCUCCCUUUCUUUUUCUGUUUUUUUUUUUCAAUUUCAU